Messenger RNA from Equus quagga, 2222 nucleotides. RefSeq names its product SIN3-HDAC complex associated factor (gene SINHCAF). Gene Ontology annotation, biological process: negative regulation of cell migration. The transcript is spliced from 6 exons. NCBI's taxonomy places the organism in Eukaryota, Metazoa, Chordata, Mammalia, Perissodactyla, Equidae. The record is from RefSeq and is a predicted model, not a curated record. The coding region runs from base 446 to 1111 and encodes 221 amino acids.
CGGGCGCGGGGCCCGUUGUUCCGGCGCAGGUGAGGGAGGCGGCGCCGGGGCCGCGGCUCAGCGCCCGCGCCCCGCCAGCGGCCCUCCGCCGCAACUUUCUCCCCGAUCCAAGUUAUUUUCUUUACCAACACACGCCCCGGGAGCAUUCCGAGCUGCUGCCUCCUUGCCUCCCUUCUCGGCCGUCACCGCGUGCCCCGGGGGGAAGCGCAGCUCGGGGGGCCCCGAGGGCCGUGCGAGGCCGGGGGAGGCAUUUUGCUGCUUUCGGGGAAACCGGCGAGGACGGCGAUCCCCCUUGUCCCCCCGCCGCCGAGCCGUGGCCCGGACGUUCAGGGGACUCAGCCCCGACGACACCCGAGAAACCACGCUGGGGAAGUUUCGGGGCUCCCUGUUGUCCUACAAAGGGAAGCGAGGACUGUGGCCGAAUUACCAUUGCCCAGAAGAAAAGAUGUUUGGUUUUCACAAGCCAAAGAUGUACCGAAGUAUAGAGGGCUGCUGUAUUUGCAGAGCGAAGUCCUCCAGUUCUCGAUUCACUGAUAGUAAACGCUAUGAAAAGGACUUCCAGAGCUGCUUUGGGUUGCAUGAGACUCGCUCAGGAGACAUCUGCAAUGCCUGUGUGCUGCUCGUGAAAAGAUGGAAGAAAUUGCCAGCAGGAUCGAAAAAAAACUGGAAUCAUGUGGUAGAUGCAAGAGCAGGACCCAGUCUAAAGACUACAUUGAAACCAAAGAAAGUGAAAACUCUGUCUGGAAACAGGAUAAAAAGCAACCAGAUCAGUAAACUACAGAAGGAAUUUAAACGUCACAAUUCUGAUGCUCACAGUACCACCUCAAGUGCCUCCCCCGCUCAGUCUCCUUGUUACAGUAACCAGUCAGAUGAUGGCUCUGAUACAGAGAUGGCUUCUGGCUCUAACAGAACACCAGUUUUUUCCUUUUUAGAUCUCACAUACUGGAAAAGACAGAAAAUAUGUUGUGGGAUUAUCUAUAAAGGCCGUUUUGGGGAAGUCCUCAUUGACACACAUCUCUUCAAGCCUUGCUGCAGCAACAAGAAAGCAGCCGCCGAGAAGCCGGAGGAGCAGCGCCCCGAGCCCCUGCCCCUGCCCCCUCAGGAGUGGUGACUGAGGUGUAUGUACAAGGGGGUCAACGCGAGAUGGAAAUGUUGGAAAGGAAACAAAGCAACAAAACGACCCUCCUAUUUGUAACUCGGAUACCCGCUCUUCUGCCAAAAGACAAUUUCUAGAAUAGUUUCGAAUGGGUUAUUUUUCCUCCGGUUCCAUAAACUCUGAUGCCAGUGUCUAGCUUACUAAAAGAAAAAAGUGUACAUAAUAUUUAAGAUGCUGAGUAUUUCAUAGGAAAGCUGAAUGCUGCUGUAAAGUGCUCUUUAAGUCUUUUUUUUUGUUUGUUUAAUCCCCUUCUAAUGAAUGAAACUAGGGGAAUUUCAGGGGACAGAGAUGGGAUUUGUUGUAUGAUAAACGUAUGUAGUUCUAGUCUUUCUAUAUUGAGAAGCAGUGGUUGGGGCAUUUUUUAAGAUGGCUGGUUAUACUUAUUUUCCUUCAUGAUAAUAAAUUUGUCAUAACUCAGUAACAUGGACUUGCCCCUAGAGGGAGUUGUUAAUAAUUUUGAAAGAUUAAGGUCUUGCCAAGGUUCUGAUGAUUGAAACCUGUACUACUGAAUAUUAAGCAGGCCAGACUAAGCUCUCUGGUACAAAUACUUUGAAGGAGUACCUUCUAAAUAGACAGAAGUAACUUGACUGUAUAUGUUGUCACCUUCCUCCAUAUUGAUAUUUGAUAAAGAUUUUAAUUUAUAUGAAACUUCUAAGGCAGAAUGAAAGCUCCUCUUGGGGAAAUGUCAAGUCUUUUGGAUAAGCGAUCCUGUAUGAAUAGUACCAAAGCAUUACCAUAUGGUAGAGAACACACUCUAUUAAAAAUUAAAUUAUCUGAAGAGUAGAAUGUGCAAGUCUUCAGGAUGGCACACACACAAAAGGUUAGUGCUUCUUGGGGCACAUUUCUUAGAGGGCUUGCUGAGUGUGUAAAUAAUUGACUUUUGUUUGUGUUACAUGACUGGUGACUUCACUGAAAAUCUGCACAAUUCAGUUUUAGCUCUGGAUUACUUCAGUUGACCUUUGUGAAGGUUUUAUCUCUGUAGAGUGGGUGUUUGAGUUGUUUUAACCUGUUGGGUUUGGGGGUUUUUUUUCACUCUAUAUUAAAGUAAAAUUCUGCUCAAAGGAAA